GGUCCGGCAGGGGGCGCUCCGGUCACGCGGUGUGUGGCGGGGGGAGGUGACUGGAUGCUGUUCCCUCCUCCCGGUGAGUAUAGGCAGGUCCCGGCGGCGGGAGGAGAAACAGUGUGGAGUGCGCACGGAUAAGGAUGGACGCGGUACCUGUGCUCUGCCUGCUCGGGAUCCUCUGCUCUCUGGCGUUAUCGAUUGAUACAACACUUCCUCCCGAAGAUAUUGACGGUUCUGGAGAUGAUGAGGAGUACUCUGGAUCUGGAUCCAGGUCCAUUGAUGUCUUGGUUGAUUUGGACUCUAAGGAUGUGACUGUCUUCUCUACGUCUGUUUCAACUCUGGUACCAACCGUGGAAGGAUCUACAGCAGCAGUUCAGGAUUCAGAGAUUGUCGAUGAAGAACCUAAAGUAGAAGUCACCACAGGGUCUACUGAAACCACUAAAACUCACGAGGACAUAAUUGAAGACCUGUUUGCUGUUGAUACAGUUGCUAAAGAAGUAACUACACAUGAGGCCACGACGCCUCCAUUACAGCAGACCUUUACAGCUAACUUGGUGGAAGAAAUUGACACAAAGAAACAUCACCAUCAUCACCACCACAAUCAUCAUCAUAAUACAACCACAUCUUCUCCAUCUCCUACUUCUGAGUCAGGUGGAGAGGAUGAUGGUACAAAAGAUACCACUAUUGAAGUUGGUGAGCCCGUUGAUUUUCCUGAGGAAACGACCACCAGUACACCAGAAUUAGAGUCUGAAUCAGAUCAUGUUCCCCUGGGACUGACAACACCUGGUGUUCUGCUUGAAGAAACCACUUCUGGUUCUACCAGUACUUACCCAGAUAAUGAUGAAGCUACUGUAGAACCAUUAGAUGCUGAUAAUCUUCCAGAGUUGGAUAGUUCAGAAACUACGACUGUGGUUUCAGACUCUCAUACCUCUUCUCAUCCCCACCACCAUCAUCAUCACCACCACCACCAUCCUCAUCACCACCAUCAUACUACUACAAGUUCAGAGGGUGAAACAGAGGAUCAGCAAGAAGUGACUACAAGUCCCUCUGACCUGAUUGAACCUGAGGAUAAUGUUCAAGAAGCAGAACAUACAACACCUGUAGCCGAGGAUGAAUUUCCCCAUCAUGAACAUCCUCCCCACGAAACUACACCUAGUCCCACCAUGCCGACAGAACCUGAAAAGCCUCAUGAAGUCCACACACAUGAGCCAAAGGGUAGGAGAAUUCAUGCUCCUGAUGUUAGAAGCACAACUGCUAUUCCAGUAAUAAAUGAAGAGGAACGCCUUCCUGAAGAUUCUGAAACCGAUGACUCUCCUAGCUCGACCGUGCUCUAUAAUGUCUCUAGGAAUCCCAUUGAUGAAAAUGAGAUUUCAGACUCUAAGGAGGAAGGACCAUCAGGAGUAGAUGAGGAUAUAUUUUUUGAAGCAACUGUUCCAUCCAUCAAUAGAAUGAACAAUGAAGACUCAAUAACUGAUGAUGGGACCUCUAACGCCUCCCAUGGAAUCAUGGAGAGAAAAGAACUUCUUGCAGGAAUCAUCGCAGGUGGAGUGGCUGGGUUGGUUUUUGCGGCUUUCCUGGUUGCGUUUGUGCUAUACAGGAUGAAAAAGAAAGAUGAAGGAAGCUACUCUCUGGAGGAACCGAAACAGUCCAAUGGUGGAUAUCAGAAACCAAGGGAACAGAGGGAGUUCUAUGCAUAGUCCAGCAAAUCUUCAAAUUCUCAAUGGGAUAUUGGCCUUUACCUCCUUGUUGUCAACCCACAGCUUUUGCUCUGUGGCUUUUUUGGUUUCAAAGAACUACUAUUGGACAUUAUGGAGAAAGUCCUCAGUGUGCCUUCCCACAGUGCCGUGCCCAAAUAUCGAAGGCCUUUAUGUUGUCCACACCCAAGUUAAAGACUCCUUUAUCACUGUCAAAGAGCACAUCUUGACUUCUUUUCGGAUGACAGUACCUUCAAUGCCUUGCUUCAAUUGUAAAUAGACUAUUUGUUUUGUUUUUUAUUUUCUGUCCCCAAGUCAAUUCAACGGUACAUAA
Hyla sarda is the source of this 2022-nucleotide messenger RNA. It is a transcript of the gene SDC1, whose product is annotated as syndecan 1. Lineage: Eukaryota; Metazoa; Chordata; Amphibia; Anura; Hylidae. Gene Ontology annotation, cellular component: cell surface; membrane. The transcript is spliced from 5 exons. The record is from RefSeq and is a predicted model, not a curated record. Gene Ontology annotation, biological process: cell migration. Bases 135 to 1691 code for a protein of 518 amino acids.